CCUGACCUGACACAAUGAUGCAGCAUCAUGCCGCCAUCUUCUCUUUCUAGCUGGCAUUUGGUUUCUCGUAUCGCUUAUCUUUGUCUUUGCCACAGAUAAAAGGAAGCUUCACACUCUGUCCUUGCAUUUGCAACACUAGAAGAGCUCAAACCGGGAGCGUAUACAAGUAUCGCGCGAUGCAUCUCUCAAACAUGCCAUUGCCAACAACGUAUCAGGUAUGCAAGUUAGAGUAGCAGGAACUAAUCCAAGAAGCAUACACUGACUGGCCACUGGUGUGAUGGCCGCUGCAUCCUUCGUUACCUAUCUUGAGAAGCCAAGAGAGCUCCGGGUGCUGGAGUUCCGGGCGCCGCCGCCGUCUCCGGUCACCGGAGUCCUAACAAACAGCAGCUCGGGAUCAUCUGAGCACGGCGAUGACGAGGUCAGUCAGUUCUUGCGCUCCUCCGCCAGAGUUCCGGUGCUGCGUCUGCCGGAGAGGGCUAUCCCGCGGAAGAAGAAGAACAAGGUGGCGUGGGCCCCUCCGGUCAUCGACGUGCGUCUGCUGGAGGCCCGCGGGCCCGUGGUGGAGGCGCUGAGGUCGGCGGCCGUCGCGUUUGGCUGCUUCCAGGUGGUUGGCCAUGGGGUCGAUGUGUGCUUGGUCUCAGCAGCAACGACAAGUGCUGCAGCCGCAAGAGGAUCGCCAGCGCUGGGCGAGGAGGAGGCCGGUGGCGAAGAUCCCCAAGACGGCGAGGAGCUGCGGUGGUCACCGAGCGACGGAGAGAAGUGCAGGAACAGAGCAGACGAUCUGUUAACCCAGUUCAAGCGAACCGCAGCCGAGAUCAUGGAUGCCUUGCAGCGAGACAGCGUUGGCGCCACCGAUUCCCUGGCCGGAGCUUGCAGGAUCGGCACCUCGCUCCUCUGCAUUCGCACGCACCACGGCAAGCAGCGCGAUAGCGGCAGCGCUAUCAGCCAGGACGACGUGAUGCGGAUGCUGAUCAAGAGCUCGCGCUGCCCGCGGGAUCUCACUCUCCACAUCUGCCCCGGCGCCUCGACGUUCCACGUCUUCUCCCGGCGGGGAUUCUCCAGCUUCCGUCCUCUCAACGGCGCCCUCGUGGUAACCGUCGGAGACCAGCUACAGGCAUGGAGCAGCGGGCUCUACAUGAGCAUGGCUGGGAAACCGGCUUACAGCAACGACGAUCUGCAAGAAGGUGGCGCCGGAGCUGUCGUCUCGGCGGAGUUCCUCUACUCCUGCUCUUCAGUCGGUGAGCCCCUUGACAAGGAUGGCGGGAGGAUCAUCCCAUUGAACCUGCAGAUCAUGGCAGCAGCUUGCCUUGUACUCGUUUACCACUUUCUCCUGUCAUGCUUGUAUGCAACUUGGUGAUUCUGAUCUGCUACAGGACUUGUUCCCUGAAUAUGCGGCUUGGUUUCCUCUUCAA
Messenger RNA from Lolium perenne, 1412 nucleotides. RefSeq lists its product as uncharacterized. Lineage: Eukaryota; Viridiplantae; Streptophyta; Magnoliopsida; Poales; Poaceae. The record is from RefSeq and is a predicted model, not a curated record.